This is a messenger RNA of Anoplopoma fimbria (sablefish), 4421 nucleotides long. RefSeq names its product zinc finger protein 653 (gene znf653). Gene Ontology annotation, molecular function: transcription coregulator activity. NCBI's taxonomy places the organism in Eukaryota, Metazoa, Chordata, Actinopteri, Perciformes, Anoplopomatidae. Bases 21 to 1982 code for a protein of 653 amino acids. The record is from RefSeq and is a predicted model, not a curated record. The transcript is spliced from 10 exons. Gene Ontology annotation, biological process: regulation of transcription by RNA polymerase II. Gene Ontology annotation, cellular component: nucleus.
UCACAACAUCAGCUGUCAAGAUGGCGCACAGCCUGACAGAGUUAGAAGUUCCCUUGGACGCCGACCAAGACAGGGACCUAGAGAAGGGUGCACUGAGGCGGUGCAGAGGACGACCCAGACUCACGGACUCCGACCGAGCACAGAGGCGUCUUGAAUCCCGAAAGAAGUACGACGUGAGGAGGGUGUACCUGGGAGAGUCGCACAAGCUGUGGAGUGAGCUCCGCAGAAGGACCAGUCUGAGUGAUGCUGGACUGGCAGAGUAUUUGAUCCUGCUCAACACCACCUAUGGAGAACGAUACCAGCAGAAAGACUGCGGGAAGAAGAUUGCUACAGAAGUCUCAGUAAAAGAGAAAAAAGGCAGGAAGGAGUGCGUGUCCAGCCUCCAGAGCCUGGUGUGCUGGUACCAGGAGCACUCCCGCUCCUGCCCUCAUGAGCCCCAGCUCAGAGCCCUGGAGCCCCAGCCCAACUUCUCCACCGCUGCUAUCUGGCAAUGUGACUCGGACCACUCGUUCGUGCAAUACCUUUUCUCACCACCGAGGGAGGCGAGUGACUCCGAGCAAGAGGAGGGAGUGAACGAAGAGGGCGAUGAAGAGAUAGCAACAAAAACAGACACGGCCACGGAUAAAGGUGUGGGCAGCAGGACGAGAAGAAAGAAGGCUCAGAAAGAGUUCAGAGAUGUGGAAGAAAAUGUGGAUGUUUCUGAGGAACAACAUACAACCAUGAGCCCUGUAGAACAGGUGGCAGCUCUAGACCUCCAUCCCAGUAUAGAGGCCUCCUCCGUGGAUGUUCCAAUGACAGGACAGCCUGUCUGGGAGAUGGAGAUGGUCAUAGAGCGACAGCAAGGCUCCCCAGCAGCAGCCUUUAACUCCAUCCCCUCAGAAGAGGAGGAGGAGGAGGAGGAGGAGGAUGCUGAGGAGGCUGAGGAUCUGAGGCGAGGCACAGACGGAGAAGAAGAGAUCAGGACUGCACCGCUUGGAUAUGAGUGUGUUACCAUGACGCCGUCCCUAGCUGUUAAACUGGGGAAGAUGGACGAGGACUCUUUGCUGUCGCAGAGCUUGAGUGGCUCAGCCGGACUUGGGGCUCAGCCUGAGCUGUCUGUCUCGCAGCCAAUGCAGGUAGAAGAGCAGAGCGAGCUGUUUGACCCUCAGACCCUGCAGACAGUGGUGACCAGCUGUGAGAUUCCUGACCAGAGGACCACUUUAGAAGGCUCACAGUUAAUUAUCAUCACUGGCCCCAGCUACGAGGCCCUGGCAUCAGAGGGCAUCCAGCUCAACAUGGGCGGCGGAAACGUGGAGGAAGUCACCUGCACCGUCAUCGGCGGCGUCACCUACAACCAGGUGUCUGAGUCGAAACUCAGAGCAGCCGAGGAUGAAGACUCCAUGACAGGUUUGAGUGACAAGCAGCUGCUGCAGCCCACAGAUGACGCUUUGGAGCUGAGUAGUGACAGAGAGCUGCAGCGGGGUCUGAGCGGUGUUCGAUCAAAGAGAAACAGGCGAGGCCCAGUCAUUGAAGCAGAUGGGAUGCUCAAGAUGUUCCACUGUCCAUACGAGGGCUGCAGUCAAGUCUAUGUAGCUAUUAGCAGCUUUCAGAAUCAUGUCAACCUAGUUCACAGGAAAGGCAGGACCAAGGUUUGCCCCCAUCCAGGCUGUGGAAAAAAGUUCUACCUGUCCAACCACCUGCAUCGCCACAUGAUCAUCCACUCAGGGGUCAGAGAUUUCAUCUGCGAGACAUGCGGAAAAUCGUUUAAGCGUAAGAAUCAUCUGGAGGUCCACAGGCGGACCCACACUGGAGAAACGCCACUCCAAUGUGAAAUCUGUGGCUACCAGUGCCGCCAGCGUGCGUCGCUGAACUGGCACAUGAAGAAGCACACCUCAGAGGCCCACUACAACUUCACCUGUGAGUUCUGCGAGAAGAGGUUCGAGAAGUUGGACAGUGUUAAAUUCCACAAGCUAAAGAGCCAUCCGGACAAGCAGGCUACCUGAGGCGUCCAGACACCUGGCAGAUAGGAGCUAAACACGAACAGGUUGGCCCUCGGAAACCAAAGGAAGACUUUCCAGUGAAGAGACAGACACUCCUUUGCUCCGAUUGUCUGGCCUCUCAUGUCCAGGAUGAUAUGAACAUCACCUGUGAACACUUGUAAUGGAUGAAGUGGACCAGUCUAACAGCUGUGCAGGACACAAGCUGUUUCAGAGUACAGGGCCCAAACGUGGGUUUUGAACAUUUUUGGUACGGUGAGGAAACGGCUUAAUCCACUGUUGAUUAAUGAUGUUCAGUUGACCGUUUGCUAAACUCCUGCCCCAAACAGCUCAUAGCUUAACAACAGAAAGACACAGCAGUUUGGUCAAACUUUGGAUUCCUCCAAGUUUUUCUACCUUUUGUUUCUUUGUUACUUUCUUUUUUAAACCUUUACAAAACCCCAAAUCACAAGAUUAAAAGAGUAAGGAAUGGAUAUGAUUACCGGCCGCAAACAUUAGCAUGGCCAGCUAACCAGCUCACUAUCUAGAAUAGCAAUCUGUUAUUCCUUCAAAUGGCAGCUGUAUUCCACUACAUUAUUUUUUGUUGUUACAUGUUACAUUUAGAAAAAAGCCCUGUUCACAAUUAGCGCAUCCACUGUGUAGUAUUGCGGGAGCUAGUCCAGAAUGCUACUAUAUCAGUUAGGCUAACGUAAGCAGGAAAGUAGAUAUUCCAGCAACUCAAGCUAAACUUGUUAUCCGUGAUAGCGCUACAUUCACCAAACACAUGGGCAUUUUUUCCUCAGUAAACUGGAUAAACUAAAAUGACCAUUAGAAAUAUAGCUAAAUCCAAGGGCCUGUCUUGCUUGUCUGAGUGUGCAGGCUGAGCAGCUAACGUUUAGCAGAGUUACGUAGGAACAAAAGAACAGUCUCAUUUUUACUAUACUUAAAAUACUAUGAAUAACAAGUUAUUUACUGCAAUGCUGUUCCUCUAUUUCCAUGGGUUCUACAUGAAUCAUCAGGUCGACCGGAGACAGCGUUUUCAGCCAACUUUUGUAGCUUACGUUAUUUGAAUUAGCUAGCUAGCUACAGCUGAAAAAAAUAUUUCAGCGACGGCCAACAUUUUAGCCCGCAAAUUCGAUGGUUGUUGGCUACAAAUGAGGAGCCUCCAUUUUUGUACCUUUUCUGAAAUCAAAUACCCGUUGUUUAAUAAAAGUAUUACAAAUUUUAAGGGGGGCUAACAAACAGUCAAUUCAAAGUUUGACAUAAAAUAUUUUCCAUUAAAGGAAACUUUUUUUGUAGAUCUUGUGUUAUGCAGUGAUGUAAAGGGCACAUCAUUUGAUAUUAAAUCGGUAAAAAAUGCAAAACACUGGUAUAGUCCAUUAAUAAUGAAGACCUAAAUAUGAUUGCUGGGUUUAUUAAUACACCACAUAGAAAGAUUACUGAUGUGUGUUGCAAUACGCUGCUUGUACCGAUACAAAUGUAGGUUCUUCAAUUUCAGACGUUCAAAAAUGUAGCUUCUGGCGUGUGGGCAAGGAGGGCAGUUUUUAUCCUACAUUUCCCUCAUUAUUUGUUUCCCAUGCCAAUGUCCUGACUAACAGACUCCGAUAAGAAAUCUUUUAAAGUGACAGUUUCUCAGGAAAUUCACCCCAGUCAUCUUCUUGUGUCUCUUUCUUGUUUUCUCUGUCCUUUAGUUUCUCAGCAAAUGCACUUUUUACCUCUCCCCACAGUUUUGUUAACUGAUGAAUCACUCAAAUAUGUGAGUAUGAGUUGUGUUUGUAUUGUAUGUUUUCUGAAAGACAUUGGUUUUAACACAAAUGGUCAAUAAUAUGCAGUGCUUUCUUGCCUCUUGCAUAACUUGCUCAAAGGGUGUGUGUAUGUGUUUGCGUUAUUGACGUGUGUUUGAAGUGUGGGUGUGCAUGAAUAGCAAGAAAUGGCAUGAAAAGCCAAAGUAUCAUGACACUUAGUCAUAAAAUGACAGAUACUGGACCCAUUCAGUCAGCUGAAUGUUGGACAUGCAAAAGGUUUCUGGAUGAUGUUUUAUAAGGUGAAGAAGGAAAGAUGAGUAGUCACAUUUUGGAUUUGAAUAGUGACAUGUUUAUUGAUAAAAAAUGGAUUUUGAAAUAGAGUAUGUGAGGAUGUAUUAUUAUUUAUUAAUUUACUUCGUGCAAGCCAAUUCCACGCCUAUUCUUUGCACUUAGAAAGUUCAUGUCGCCAAUAACGAGCUGUGACUUAUCAUCAGUAUUCUACUGCUGUAAAUCAUUUCUCCUUCUCUCUUCUUUGGCCGUUGAGUCAGUAAUUGCUGCCUGUCAAUCUCUCUGUGUUCUUUUAUCUUUGCUUGAAAUGAUUCAAAAGAAGCAAAUGUCUCACUGAACUAUGUAUGAAAUAUGAGGCCAAAGUCUGAGGGGCAUUUAUUUCAGAAAUUCUGGUGGUGGAGACUCCACCUGACAGCUGUUACUGUGUUUCAGG